UGCAAAUUGAAAGCUGUCAGAAUAUGGGUGUUUAGGUCAUUGCAACUGUGAAUAGCAAAAUUGAAAAUUGAAAAUAAAGGAGAACAAGUUCAAUCAGCACAAAUCGCGAUACAUUCUGAUACGUGCUGGUAGUUUUUAUGUUUAUAUUUUAUUUUUAUCCGUCAAAGAAAGUCAAAAUGCAUUAAAUCAUUUGGCAUUAAUGAGUUAAUUUAAGCGUGGAGCAGUGUAAAUCUUUUGACAACAAUGAAAAUUAAUGAGAAAAAUUUGUGCGUCUUUGCCACAAGUCCUCCGUAUGACUGCGAAGGUUUUCUUAGUAAGCGAGGUGAGGUCAACAAGGCAUUUCAACGACGUUAUUUUGUGCUGAAAGGAAAUUUGUUAUUCUAUUUUGAGCGUAAAGGAGAUAAGGAGCCCCUGGGACUAAUUAUAGUUGAAGGUUGUACAAUUGAAUUAUCGGAAGAAAGUGAUCAGUAUUGUUUUGAAAUAGCUUUUAAUGGUAAUCGCACUUAUAUACUAUGUGCGGAAUCACAGGAAAGUAUGGAAACCUGGAUGAAAUCACUUACGUGUGCAGGGUAUGAGUAUAAAAAGUUGAUGGUAGCAGAACUACAAAGACAACUGGAGGAGAUUGAGGGUUCACGUAAUAAAAUGCUUGGCGAAACUAUAAAUACAAUUGUAUCUGCACCUAAACCGCCGCCACGCCGACAAAAUCCUUUCAAUCGACCAGCACCACCACCACCACCACCUGCCUCAAAUGGUCAUAUUGCUAAUAACACUGCCAACACACCGUUUAUAAACGGUCAUUUUGGCGCAACGUCACAGCUGAAAACUAAUCGUUAUGAGGCGUUAUCACGACGUGACUUCUAUAAUUUUCUUCGAGCACCUCUCGUUGUGUUCCCUUUCACUUCGAUUGAUUUAUUAUAA
Molecule: messenger RNA, 918 nt
Organism: Teleopsis dalmanni
Lineage: Eukaryota; Metazoa; Arthropoda; Insecta; Diptera; Diopsidae
Product: sesquipedalian-1-like
Exons: 4
Coding region: 244-918 (224 amino acids)
Biological process (GO): retrograde transport, endosome to Golgi; endosome organization; receptor recycling
Cellular component (GO): early endosome; recycling endosome; trans-Golgi network
Source: RefSeq, a predicted model, not a curated record